UGAGAGUUAGGGAUGGAGGGGUGUCGUAGCCGUUGGCCCAGCGGGGACUCAAAAAAAAUCAGAGCAAUCACCUCCAAUAAAGGCGAGGGAACCUGCCUUGCGCAAGCCCAGCGAGGGUGCACAGUUGUGAUUUUUUUUUUUAAUCUAGACCUUUUUUAAAAUAUAUAAAAAGGCACCCAAAAGUCCAGUUCUUGCAAAGGUGCAGCGUGUUGUCUCCUGGAUGAAGUUUGCAGCUGGAUUCGGUACCAAGUUUCGGCUAGAUAACCCCGAAGCCUUUAAAUCAGCAGUUUUCCUGGGAGCGUUUGAACGGGAGGGGGAUUUAAUUGAAUAGAACCUCCGAAGGAUAGUAUCUCAGAGGUUGAUGAUUAGGCCAUAAUGACAGCUGAAGAUUCUACAGCGAGGAUGGAUAAUGAUUCCUCCAGCAUGCAGACAAAUAAAAUUCCCGAAGGGCUCUCGGGCGUGCCAAACGAGGCCGCACUAUUGCAAUUGUUAGAUCGCACCAGUUACACCAUGAUUCAGGAGAACGGGCAACGAAAGUAUGGAGGUCCACCCCCUGGCUGGGAAGGCUUACACCCUCCUCGGGGCUGCGAGGUCUUUGUGGGCAAAAUUCCUCGGGAUGUCUACGAGGACGAGCUGGUCCCCGUCUUUGAGACCGCGGGACGGAUCUACGAAAUGCGGCUGAUGAUGGAUUUUGACGGUAAGAACCGCGGCUACGCCUUCGUGAUGUACACCCAGAAAUACGAAGCCAAGCGUGCAGUCAAAGAACUCAACAACUACGAGAUCCGUCCGGGACGACUGUUAGGGGUGUGUUGCAGCGUGGACAACUGCCGGCUCUUCAUCGGUGGGAUCCCCAAGACGAAGAAGAGGGAGGAGAUCCUGGACGAGAUCUCCAAGGUGACGGAAGGCGUGCUGGACGUCAUCGUCUACGCCAGCGCGGCCGACAAGUUGAAAAACCGAGGCUUCGCUUUCGUGGAGUACGAAAGCCACCGAGCGGCCGCCAUGGCGAGAAGGAAGCUGAUGCCUGGACGGAUCCAGCUGUGGGGGCACCAGAUCGCUGUCGAUUGGGCCGAGCCGGAAAUCGAUGUGGACGAAGACGUCAUGGAGACGGUGAAAAUCUUGUACGUGAGGAAUUUGAUGAUCGAGACCACGGAGGAGACCAUUAAGAAGGUCUUUGGUCAGUUUAACCCCAGCAGCAUAGAACGGGUGAAGAAAAUCCGAGAUUACGCUUUCGUGCACUUUACCAGCCGCGAAGACGCGGUUCAUGCCAUGAAUAAUCUCAACGGCACCGAACUGGAAGGGUCGUGUCUGGAGGUCACUUUGGCCAAGCCGGUAGACAAAGAGCAGUAUACCCGAUACCAGAAAGCCGCCAAGGGUGGAGGAGGAGGAGGAGCAACAGCCGCCGAAGUGACUCAGCAACCUAACUAUGUUUACUCUUGUGAUCCGUACACGCUCGCCUAUUACGGGUACCCGUACAAUGCCCUGAUUGGUCCAAAUCGAGAAUAUUUUGUGAAAGACUUACAAGCAGGCAGCGUUAGAGGCAGAGGACGGGGCACAGCAGGCAACCGUGUGCCUGGCCCGAGAGGAUCCUACCUGGGGGGUUACUCCGCAGGCCGCGGCAUCUAUAGCAGAUACCACGAAGGGAAAGGGAAACAGCAAGAAAAAGGCUACGAGAUGAUGCCCAAUCUGGAAUUGUCUACCGUCAGCCCCAUGGCAAUGAAACCUGGAACAGUGGCAAUUCCAACCAUUGGAACCCAAUAUUCCAUGUUCCAAGCCACACCAGCCACCAAGGUGAUUGAUGAUGGGAAGAUCCAUGCAAUGGAACAUAUCAUCAGUCCUAUCAGCGUCCAGCAGGAUCCAGCCAGCGCCGCCGCGGCCGCUGCAGUGGCAACAGGUGCUGUCAUACCUGCGGUGUCCACCCCGCCUCCUUUCCAGGGCCGUCCGAUAACUCCCGUGUACGCCAUGGCACCUAGUAUGCAGAGAAUUCCAGCCGCGGGAAUCUACGGCGCAGGUUACAUUCCCUUCGCGGCUCCUGCGACUGCCACCACAAUUGCCACACUACAGAAGAACGCGGCUGCCGCCGCCGCCGCUUAUGGAGGAUACGCGGGGUACAUCCCGCAAGCAUUUCCAGCUACCGCCAUUCAAAUCCCCAUCCAUGAUGUCUAUCAAACCUACUGAGACUUGCUGGCCAAGGGUUGGGGUGGGGGUGUCACGGCUGGUCGAAGCUGAAGGAACAUUUUACUAUUUAUGAAGAAAAACCUACUGUAGAAUUUCAUGCUUGGAUGUCAGUAAACAGAGGAUAAAAACCUGAACGUGAAAUUUCUCACCGACACAGCAUCAUGUUUGAAAUCUUUUAUACAGAUGAAGUUUUUACUAACUUUGUAGGCCUAUCGGGUUUUUGGGGUUUUUUAUUUUAAGAAAGGAAAGAGGAAAAAAAACGCGAUGCGAAUUCCUACAUUUCUAACAUGGCUGGUUUUUGAAAGCUGUGCUUCCCCUUACAGGUUUAUAUUCCGUUGUAGAGUCUUUCUUUCUUUCUUUCUUUUUUUUUUUUUUUUUUUUUCUUUCUUUCUUUCCUUUUUAGCCGUUUUAUUUUCGCUGCGUUUGUGCUAUGAAGGUUAUUUUUUUUAGUUAAGUCCUGCACUCCAGAAUUGUCUAUUUUGUAGGGCCUUGAAUAAUAUAUCAAGUAAAUAUUAAAAAAAAGUGAGCCUUAAGUGGAUAGGGGGAAAGUUUUUUAAAGCAAUAUAUUUUGAAGACUAUAUUCGAUAUUUAAACCAUAAUGCAAGAGAUUUUUUUUAAAAAAAGAGAUAUAUAGAUGGAUACUAGAUAGUAGGUAGGUAGUAGUAGAUAGGUAGAUAGGUAGACAGACAGACUUACAAAUGUGUGUUUUAUUUAAGAAGUGAAACUGGAAAGUGCAAUUUGAAAAUUAUUGAGACCUCUGCAUUAUGAGAUUUCGGUGUGAUCUAGAGGCACAAGUGUCUUGUAGAGACCUCCCAUUAAAUACCAGAUCUUGUUAAAACGA
Molecule: messenger RNA, 3016 nt
Organism: Thamnophis elegans (Western terrestrial garter snake)
Lineage: Eukaryota; Metazoa; Chordata; Lepidosauria; Squamata; Natricidae
Gene: RBM47
Product: RNA binding motif protein 47
Exons: 5
Coding region: 376-2175 (599 amino acids)
Cellular component (GO): nucleus
Molecular function (GO): mRNA binding
Source: RefSeq, a predicted model, not a curated record